This is a messenger RNA of Plasmopara halstedii, 639 nucleotides long. RefSeq lists its product as uncharacterized. The coding region runs from base 1 to 639 and encodes 212 amino acids. The transcript has a single exon. The record is from RefSeq and is a predicted model, not a curated record. NCBI's taxonomy places the organism in Eukaryota, Oomycota, Peronosporomycetes, Peronosporales, Peronosporaceae.
AUGACGAGCGACCUUGAUGAAGAUGUGGAGGUGGUCGACUACGAGUCUGACACUCCUUUUCCCGCAUGGGAUGACGAGUAUGGCGAGCUGCACCAGCGGCAUGAUACGAGCCCUGCUCGUGCCUUACGGACCCCAAGUCCGUUCCCUGAAUUCUCGUCAGCCGAGGAGCGUGGUGUAUUCACCAAUGACCUCGACGGGGCUCAGAGGCGGCAGCUCAAAGCUGCCCAUAAGACGGCUCUGAAGCGCGCCCAUUCACGGCCGGUCAUUGACCCUCGUGUGGAAUAUGGCUUCCACCCAACGGAUCCCGCUGUGGAAGCGAAGGAGGCAGUAAAUCGAUCGUUACGCGUCCACAUCAUCGGGCCCCCGGCCAGAAUGGAAGAUGAACUUGCCACACGGAAAGCUAUUCGAGGUCGUUUCUUGGUCCCACAAGAAAUUCCGCUGGACGUUUAUCGCACUCAUCUACGUGCUCAACGAGGUGGCUCUCGUGUACCUGCAAUGCGGACGAUACCUGUAGUGCUUGCCUCUGGCGAAAGCGCUACAAAUGACAAAGCGCCCUUUGAAGCGAUGGGUGCAACGGCACCGGAAGCUUUCCUCACUGUAUACCCUAUCGUUAAGCAUCAAGGAAGUGGACGUGCGUGA